CUCCCACCCGCCGCGCCGAGGAGAGGCAGAAGCAGCCAUGGGGUGCAUUAAAAGCAAAGAAGAUAAAGGUCCAGGCAUGAAGUACAGAAGUGACAAUGCUCCAGAGCCUGUCAUUGCCCACGUGAGCCACUUUGGGUCAGACUCCAGCCAGGCAUCACAGUCACCAUCAGUAAAGGGAUCAGCAGUGAACUUUAACAGUCAUUCCAUGACUCCUUUUGGAGGACCCUCAGGAAUGACACCCUUUGGAGGAGCAUCCUCUUCAUUUUCAGCUGUGCCAAGUCCAUAUCCUAGUACUUUAACAGGUGGUGUUACUGUUUUUGUGGCCUUAUAUGACUAUGAAGCUAGAACUACAGAUGACCUGUCCUUCAAGAAGGGGGAGCGGUUCCAGAUCAUCAAUAACACGGAAGGAGACUGGUGGGAAGCAAGAUCCAUUGCUACAGGAAAAACUGGCUACAUCCCAAGCAAUUACGUAGCUCCUGCAGACUCCAUUCAAGCAGAAGAGUGGUAUUUUGGUAAGAUGGGCAGGAAGGAUGCAGAAAGGCUACUUCUGAAUCCUGGGAACCAACGUGGGAUUUUCUUAGUACGAGAGAGUGAAACCACUAAAGGUGCUUAUUCCCUUUCCAUACGUGACUGGGAUGAAGUCAGAGGUGACAAUGUGAAACACUACAAAAUCAGAAAACUUGACAAUGGUGGAUACUACAUCACAACCAGAGCACAGUUUGAAUCUCUCCAGAAGCUGGUGAAACACUACAGAGAGCAUGCUGAUGGGCUGUGUCACAAGCUGACAACUGUGUGUCCCACUGUGAAACCACAGACACAGGGACUAGCAAAAGAUGCCUGGGAAAUCCCUAGAGAAUCUUUGAGGCUGGAAGUAAAGUUGGGCCAAGGGUGCUUUGGUGAAGUAUGGAUGGGGACAUGGAACGGAACCACAAAAGUAGCAAUCAAGACCCUCAAACCUGGUACGAUGAUGCCAGAGGCUUUCCUGCAGGAGGCUCAGAUCAUGAAGAAGCUACGGCACGACAAACUGGUCCCACUCUAUGCUGUGGUCUCUGAGGAGCCCAUCUACAUUGUCACUGAGUUCAUGACAAAAGGCAGCUUGCUAGACUUCCUUAAAGAAGGAGAAGGGAAAUACUUAAAACUGCCCCAGCUGGUUGACAUGGCUGCUCAGAUUGCUGAUGGCAUGGCUUACAUUGAAAGAAUGAACUACAUCCACAGGGACCUGCGGGCAGCCAACAUCCUUGUAGGAGACAAUCUGGUGUGUAAGAUAGCAGACUUUGGGCUGGCAAGGUUAAUAGAGGACAAUGAGUACACUGCAAGGCAAGGAGCCAAGUUUCCCAUCAAGUGGACUGCUCCAGAGGCAGCCCUCUACGGGCGCUUUACAAUCAAGUCGGAUGUGUGGUCCUUUGGAAUUCUGCUGACAGAGCUGGUAACAAAGGGCAGAGUGCCAUACCCAGGGAUGGUGAACCGGGAAGUUCUGGAACAAGUGGAACGUGGCUACAGGAUGCCUUGCCCACAAGGCUGCCCAGAGUCCCUGCAUGAGCUAAUGAAACUGUGUUGGAAGAAGGACCCUGAUGAGAGACCAACAUUUGAGUACAUACAGUCUUUCCUGGAGGACUACUUUACUGCUACAGAACCACAGUACCAGCCUGGAGACAAUUUGUAAGA
This is a messenger RNA of Indicator indicator, 1665 nucleotides long. RefSeq names its product YES proto-oncogene 1, Src family tyrosine kinase (gene YES1). The record is from RefSeq and is a predicted model, not a curated record. Gene Ontology annotation, cellular component: extrinsic component of cytoplasmic side of plasma membrane. The coding region runs from base 38 to 1663 and encodes 541 amino acids. NCBI's taxonomy places the organism in Eukaryota, Metazoa, Chordata, Aves, Piciformes, Indicatoridae. Gene Ontology annotation, biological process: cell surface receptor protein tyrosine kinase signaling pathway; protein phosphorylation; innate immune response. The transcript is spliced from 12 exons. Gene Ontology annotation, molecular function: non-membrane spanning protein tyrosine kinase activity; signaling receptor binding; ATP binding.